This is a messenger RNA of Sebastes umbrosus (honeycomb rockfish), 3536 nucleotides long. It is a transcript of the gene vangl2, whose product is annotated as VANGL planar cell polarity protein 2. Lineage: Eukaryota; Metazoa; Chordata; Actinopteri; Perciformes; Sebastidae. The transcript has 8 exons. Gene Ontology annotation, cellular component: plasma membrane. Gene Ontology annotation, biological process: multicellular organism development; establishment of planar polarity; Wnt signaling pathway, planar cell polarity pathway. The coding region runs from base 642 to 2222 and encodes 526 amino acids. The record is from RefSeq and is a predicted model, not a curated record.
GUUUUAUUUUGAAAAUCCCUCGUAAAAUGGCUGUUUUAUUUUGAAAAAAAACCCGUAAAAUAUUCGUUUUAUUUUGAAAAUCAAAACCGGAAGUUGUUGAUGUCCUGUGUGUAACUUGACGGUGUGUGUCUCUCAGCCGGUGCUGCAUGAGCUCACAGAGCCGCUCAGCUCAGCGGGGCUCCGCCACACAGCAGCAGAUGCGGAGCCGGUUGGUGGAGCUACGAGCCUUUUGUGUUGCUUUUCGGGUUUAAGAUGCGAUUUAACAACCGAAAAACCAAACAAAACAAAGUGCUUUCACUAAAAAAAAGAAGCUUAGUUACACUCCCGGUGAUGAAUACUCGUGGAAACAGAUGAGAGUCUGGAGAAAGUGAAUUUUGGAGGCACUUUUUUGUUGCUCUGCUGCUCUGCUGCUCGGCUCUUUGUGCUGCAGCUUUCACCCUUUUUGGGAUAGAAAGGCCUCCAAGAUAGAUUCCCUCAGGAGUAAAGUGGACUUGCUGCGCCUCCCUCUGGCUCUCUCCACCAAGUCCAUCAGCAGCCGGAAGAGCCAGCUGGGCGUGGUCUGGGAGAAAGGCAGCGGCGGCGGCGGCGGCGGCUCGGGGAGAGGAGGUGCCUGGAAACCCCGCCCACCGCCGGCCUCCGACAUGGACAACGAGUCGACGUACUCGGGCUACUCCUACAAGUCGUCCCACUCGCGAAGCUCCCGCAAACACAGGGAUAGACGGGAGCGGCAUCGCUCGAAGAGUCGCGACAACAGCAUCCGUGCAGACAAAUCGGUGACCAUCCAGGCUCCCGGAGAGCCGCUGCUGGACGCCGAGUCCACGAGAGGAGACGACAGGGAUGACAACUGGGGCGAGACGACCACGGUGGUCACCGGCACCUCCGUGGACAGCAUUUCCAACGAGGACCUGACGCGGAUGACUAAGGAAAUAGAGGAUUCUUCGCCGUUGGAGUGCCGCCGGUACCUCAGCCCGGCGUUGGGCGCCGUCCUGGGACUCUUCGCCCUGGUCACUCCUCUGGCCUUCUUGGCCCUCCCACAGCUCCUUUGGCGGGAUUCGCUGGAGCCUUGCGGCACGCCAUGCGAGGGCCUUUACAUUUCUCUGGCCUUCAAGCUCCUGAUCCUCCUCAUCUCCACGUGGGCGCUGUUUCUCCGCCCGCCCCGAGCCACUCUGCCGCGCUUCUUCAUCUUCCGCUGUCUGCUGCUGGCGUUGGUCUUCCUCUUCGUGGCGUCCUAUUGGCUCUUCUACGGGGUGCGGGUGCUGGAGCCCAGAGAGACGGACUACAGGGGGAUUGUGGGAUACGCGGCGUCUCUGGUGGACGCGCUGCUGUUCAUUCAGUACCUGGCGCUGGUGCUGCUGGAGGUCCGACACCUGCAGCCGGCUUUCUGUCUGAAGGUCGUGAGGACCACAGAUGGAGCUAGUCGCUUCUACAACGUGGGACACCUCAGUAUUCAGCGGGCGGCGGUGUGGGUUCUGGACCAAUACUACAGUGACUUCCCGGUCUACAACCCGGCUCUGCUCAACCUGCCCAAGUCCAUCCUCUCCAAGAAGAUGUCUGCCUUCAAGGUCUACAACCUGGGGGAAGAGAACAGCACCAGUAACUCUACGGGUCAGUCCAGAACCAUGGUCGCAGCCGCUGCUCGGAGAAGAGACAACUCCCACAACGAGUACUACUACGAGGAGGCGGAGGUGGAGCGGAGGGUCCGCAAACGUAAAGCCAGACUGGUGGUGGCAGUAGAAGAAGCCUUCACCCACAUCAAGCGUCACCAGGCCGACGAGACAACCGCGUCCUCCCCCAAACACCCGCGGGAGGUGAUGGACCCCAGGGAGGCGGCCCAGGCCAUCUUUGCCCCCAUGGCGAGGGCCAUGCAGAAGUACCUCCGCGCCACCAGGCAGCAGGCCUACCACAGCAUGGAGAGCAUCAUCAACCACCUGCAGUUCUGCGUCACACACAACAUGACCCCCAGGGCUUUCCUUGAGCGUUACCUCAGCCCCGGUCCCACCCUCCAGUACCUGGACACCAGCAGGGGGCGCCACUGGACACUAGUGAGCGAGGAGCCGGUGACUACAGCCCUGCGUCAAGGACAAGUCUUCUCCCUGAGACGCCUCGACUUCUCCCUGGUCGUCACGGUGACGCCCCUCCCCUUCCUGCGCCUGGGUGAGGAGUUCAUCGACCCCAAAAAGCACAAGUUUGUCAUGAAGCUCCAGUCAGAGACGUCUGUGUAGGAGGGUGAUUAGUGCUACCUUUUAGUUAUUUUUCACGAUUACAUUUGUUGACAAGGGUGACACCCAAAUGACGUGGCUUAAACAUAAUGAAGUUAGAGUGAAGAAAAGGCGACAAAUCAUCUCUAACCUUUUUCUGUUCCUCAAACAAACAUAAAAAUAGACACUUAAGUGCUGACUGUACACUUCUGAUACGUCAGACUGCUUCCAGUUUCCAUGAAGUAGUAGUGCAGCUCAAUCUUUUUCACAGCUAUUCUCACUCGUCUGUUCCCCUUUUACUUGAACUUCUUGUUUGCUUGUCGAAUUUGGCCUUUAGCGACUACAAACAGGCUGAAUCAGGCUUUUACUUAAAAGGUCCCCUGGUCUUUUCUCACCUUUUGGACAUACUCUCGAUUCUCUGACUGAAUCAAAGGGAGUCGAAACUGCUUUUUGAGCUGCUUCGUCUAUUUUGGAUUCCACUGGAUUCCAGUUGACGAGUAAGAAAGGUGGACACGCAUACUGAAAAUAUGAAGUAAGAAACACUGGAUGGACUUGAUGCACUGAGCGUUUUUUUCAUGAGUGCAUUGUUUUGUAUUAUUUCCUGCUCAGGUUUUGUGGGAUCACUUCUCAUUUCUGGAGAAUUUACAGAAAUGCACUACUGCACUGAGAAGAAAUAACUUUCUAAGCACAAUGUAGGUACAAUACAGGACCAGUUUAUGUUCAGUAACACACUGAUAGCGGAUGUUUUCAACUCUACAUGUGAGAGGUUUGAAUUGGACUUGAUGAGCGCCCGCAUGUUGGCAACGGAAGUGUUGUUUUGUCAUCCAGACAAGUUCGCUAGCUUUAAACAUUGAAUUAAAAACAAUUACCGUCAUCAAAAUGUCUGGUUGUUGCGUGUUCGGUUGUAAGAAUCGAUAUUGCAACAGCGGACUCAAGUUGUACAAAUUUCUGACAGGAUUACGACCGUUUCAGAGCAACGGGUGUUUUGGUUUAACGAGUGACCGUGUUAACUGGUGACUCUCCGCCAAAUACGUCUGUGGUUGCUCGUAGUAACUUGCGCAAAUGUCAAUUAAGGCUGCACGAUUAUGGCCAAAAUGCCAAUCACGAUUAUUUUGAUGAAUGUAGAGAUCACGAUUGUUUAAAAAUUUAAAUUUUUUUAUUGCAAUGUCACAUUUAAACAAACAGCGUGCUUUCACUUCCAUGUUGUGCUAAAUUGUAACUGUCAAAAACUCCAAAUGUUAUCCUUUUACUUUGUUAUCAUUUAUACUGUAGUUGCUAUUUGCAUAAAAACACAAUUCAAAUGAUUAGGAAAUAAAUGACUAUUUUUAUUUAAAUAUU